UCACUAACUUCACACUUUAACUUCUGUCAAAAUUUUACACAACAUCGAUUUAAAUUUCAAGUUUUAAUAAAAAACCUUCUAAAAAGCAAAAUAAACGCACAAACGCAUCGAAAAUGAAUUAAAAACCAAUUCCUUUAAAUCAAGUACGAUUUGUCCUUUUAUAAUGUGCGAAAAUGGUUCAGAUUUCACCGAUACAGUUGAUCCGAGAGUGCAGGUAGAACUAGAAAGAUUAAAUAAUGCCACAGAUGAAAUCAACAAGCUCGAAGUGGAACUGGACGAAUGCAGAACUAAUUUUAAGCUUCUCCUUUGCGAAAGCACCGUUAAAAUAGAUGCUGUACGUUUGAAACUAGGCAUGUGCGUUGAACGAGCCAGACCCUAUUACGAGUCCAGAUUUUACGCCAAUGAGGCAUUUAAACAGUCGCAGCUGGCUGCUGGCAAAUUCGAAAAGGCCAAUAGCGCGCACAGCGCGGCUAGGGAAAUGGUGUAUUUGGCUGAACAAGGUCUCGGUGGUCGAACACUAGAUCCCGCUUGGCAAGAGAUGCUUAAUCAUGCCACACAAAGAGUCAAUGAAGCUGAGAGAGAUAGGGGUUUGGCCGAAACCGAACACAGGAUUGCUUGUGUGAAACACGAAGCUGCUAAUGCUAAAGUACAAAGUUUACAAAAGGAGUUGAAACGGGCCAUUACAAAAAGCAGUUUAUCAAUUCGGAGAUCUUUAAUGCAAAUGAGUAAUCUUUUAUCUCAGCACGAAUUAUUGUUUUUACCUUAUUAUGAGAUGAAAGCUCAUUUCAACCAACUUCUCGAACAGCAAAAGGCCAAAGUACAUAACUUGGAGUCGCAAGUAUCCACCGCUAAGCUGUCCUAUUCGGACGCUUUGAAAAAUUUGGAGCAGAUUUCCGAUGAAAUCCAUCAGAAUAGGAGGAAAGUGUCUCUUCUCGCGGCUAACUUCGCCAGCGGAAAGCAGAGAAGUCUCGACUCUAAUGUUUCAUUGAUGGAGGACGCACAGGAGCUUAUAGAUGAUUUUAAAGGUCUUCCUCAAAGUUUAGGUGAUAGAUCUAGUCCGAUUGUUUCUAAAUGCGAUGAUGUUGAUGGCUAUCGAAACCCAGUAUUCAACGUGUCUCCUACAUCGACUUAUUCAAACAGUGAAAGAAAUGACCAAACGAGCAUUGCGCAAAGCCAAUCCAGCGAAUGGACUGAGAUUAAUUUGGACAGUUCGAGUCCGGAAGAAAAUUACCCGGAAAAGAAAAGCGGAUUCGAAUACAGCAAACCCCAUUUAACUCGACAGAAAACACUACCGAAUCCGAAGUUAGAAAACGAAUUUUCAACCAUCAAAAACAAGAUGAAGCUCGACAAUACCAUAACGAAUUGGAUCAGCAGAUCGUCGGUUAAAACCGAGGAAAUUCCGAUGAAUAGCAGUCGCCGACAGAGCCUCGACAAUCUUCUAGGCCCGACAAGUGAAAAAGUCAAAGAAAUAUUCUCCCAAGGUAUAAUGAUGUUAAACAUCGGUUCCCUCACCGAAAGAAGAAACAGCGAACCCAAACUGGGGCUUAUCGAAGACAGAAAUCGGAAUGGCAGUAUUAAAAAAAUUCCCAGUCCUUUAGAAAAAACCCUCACCUAUCUCGCAGUCGAAGACGACAAUUCCGAUACCGAAAGCGUAUCGAGUAGCGUCGAUAUGUUGAACGAGGACCAAAUAAGCUCGUUGAUGUUGGACCCUAACGUUGUUUGCGAACAAGUCUUGGGCACUCCGAUGGCUGAAGUUGUGUCCUUACCUUCGUUUGGAUCUAGUCAAUGAACGAAUCUAUUUCGCUUACUUCUAAACUCAGUGUGAUGGGAUAAAAAAUGUACCUAACUUCGUUGUCUUUCAUGGCGUUUCGAAUAUCGAAAGAAGCUAAAAAUAGGCAGUUUUAACUAGCUUAAUUACAUCGGCAAACUAUUUUUCCAUUUACUUAAAUAUUUUAGUUCCUAUAAUAAUUGCAAUCUAGUCAUUAAAUAGUAGAUGUUUAUUAUGGUUUUGUUUGAUGUGAAACGGGGAAAUAAUCUAUAAAAAGCUAAUUUCGUAGAGUUUAAGUUAGUAAUGUUCUGCCUUUAAAACUAGUACUAUGCAAUUAGUUCUGAUGAAUACUUACAUAUAUUAUCUAUAAAUCAGAAGUGAUAAAAAAUUAAUAAUGUGGACUAAAUAAUGUAGCUAUAAUCAACAAUUCUUAUGUGGUAAUUAUAUUAACAAGCAAUAAAUUAUGAGAUAAACAAUUUUUUGAAAUCGUAGUUAAAUGAAUUCAUAAUAUUGCUGCCUUUUAGUCCACAGUGAAUUGAGUAUAAUAAAAAGAAAUAUAUCUAUAACAAUUCGUGAAAGUGAUACAUACUUACCUCUUUUUUAAACGAGUAUCAGGCAAUACUAAUUUUAUUAACAUAGAAAUACUAAUAUUCCGGUUUGGUAAAAUUUAACUACUAAUUUAUUCUACAUAUCGAUUAAUUUCCUGAUACUUGUUUUACACCUAAGAAGCUUUCCUUGUAGAUCUAUGCAGUCACUGGUCUCUAAAGCAAUAUAAUCCGUGUUAUAACUUGUUAUGUAUUUAAGACUCAAUAAAAAAUGUAUUUCCAAUUA
Molecule: messenger RNA, 2599 nt
Organism: Phyllotreta striolata
Lineage: Eukaryota; Metazoa; Arthropoda; Insecta; Coleoptera; Chrysomelidae
Source: the annotation of a GenBank genome assembly